Geosmithia morbida is the source of this 183-nucleotide messenger RNA. RefSeq lists its product as uncharacterized. Gene Ontology annotation, cellular component: mitochondrion. The coding region runs from base 1 to 183 and encodes 60 amino acids. Gene Ontology annotation, biological process: mitochondrial respiratory chain complex I assembly. NCBI's taxonomy places the organism in Eukaryota, Fungi, Ascomycota, Sordariomycetes, Hypocreales, Bionectriaceae. The transcript has 3 exons. The record is from RefSeq and is a predicted model, not a curated record.
AUGACACGACCAGCGACCCGCCCAAUUCAAAAGUUCGCAGCGGCCACGUCAAAAUGCUCCGUUGAGGCGGCUGUAUAUGGAAAGUGUAUAGUGGCAGACUACAACUCUGUACACAAGGAUAAAUGCGCCAAAGAGUUUUUGAGACUCAAGGACUGCUACAUUAUGGCCUCCAAGAAAUCAUGA